UGCCGCGCCAUCUCAUUUGCAUGAGAAACCUCGUCGGAGAAACAACACGUGCAUGCUGCUGCCUAAUUUACGUUUAAUGUCCAUCAUCAUUUGAAUAAGACGUGAAUGUAAAAGACAAUUUCGUGUUGGUUCGUCACUUCAGUUCGCUGCUUGCUAGUUCGCUCAGUUUUGGUUCAUCAACUGGAAACUAAUUGAGGAUAAAACGAAAUGGCUUCUCAACCUGAAACUUCGACUGAAGCCGAAAUGCCUGAAACCGACCCAGUUCCCACGACCAACGACCCGGUGGACGAAAUGACCGCCUUGUGGGACUCAUUUACAACGGGCGAACUUCUAAAUAGUGACGGUGUCGCCAUGGACGACGAAAACCCCCGAGACGAUCUCCUCUUGAAGUUCGGACCCCAACCACCCACCGUCUGCUGUACAGACUGGGCCUUGGACGCAAUCGAUAUUGGUCACAACGUUAAGGAACAACACAUUCAGGGAGCCAUCGCCGAGUACGAGGAAAAAAUCAAGGCCGCCGGACAAGCCGAAGUCCCUUCGCAAGAUCUCAAUUCCAAGUACGACGACUUUCUCAAAGCGCAGGAAGAAAUGUUCAACAAUUUUUACGCCGAAAAAGGCGAGGAACGUCCCCCUCGGAUAGAACUCCCACCGGAAAUCAGCGCUGAAGGAAAAGAAAACAAAGGCGCUGCUGGGAAGAAAGGAAAAGGAAAGAAAAGGGGAAGGAAAAGCGCUGCAGCAAAGAAAGAAGAAGAGGAAAGGGCUGCCGCAAAGAAAAUUGAAGAACUCGAAAAGAAGAGACCUGGCCGACAAGCACUGAAAUCCAUCACGAUGAGGGAUGAUAAAUCCAUCGAGCUUAUCAUUGGUGGAAAGCAAUUACUCUGUCGUCCGAGUCGUGUCGUGCUGGAAAAUUUGGGGGAAGACAUGGUGAACUUGUGGACAAAGCCAAGGCCUAAACCAGAACAGAAGAAGGAGGAUGUCAAAAAACCGGAUGAUUCUGAAAGUGCAACUGCUCCAGCAGUAACUACGAUCGUGUUGGAGGAUGACGAAGUUCCCACGACAAGCGCUAAAGCGAGAGAAUUGGACGAUGCAAAAAGGGUUCCGAUUUAUUUCUUUCCUAAAAAGGGUAAAAAAGCGAUCAAGCCCGUGGAGACGGCUUCUUCUGAAGCGCCAAAAACCGUGACGACUUCUGAAGCGCCAAUAACCGUGGCGACUACUGAAGCGCCAAAAACUGUGGCGACUCCUUCUGAAGCACCAAAAACUGUGGAAAAGCGCAAGAAUGAGAAGCCUAAGAAACAAAAGGGCAAGAAACCAACGCCAGCGCCACCACCACCACCAAAACCAACACCACCACCACCACAACCUGUGUUCAAAAUCCCGGAGGUUCCCAAGCCCAAGAAACCACAGAAACCCCCCGUCGUCAAAGAGACGCCUGCAUACGUUCGACCGGUUGCUCCCCUCGGACCAACCAAGAAGAAUCCCAACGUUCCCAUUAUUCCUCCCGUCCCCAUCAGCGGGAAGAAACGUGGUCGACCUCCAAAGGUACAACCGGUGAACAAACCAAGCUUACCUGAAAGCCCACCAGCAAAGUACAGUUCUCCGCAAAAAUACAGCAUUGAAGAGGUCAUGCGAGCCAUUGCUCCACCAACAGUUCCUAAAUUCAGAAUCCCAAAGAUGACUGAUACAAAAAAAGCGGAAGAACCUGUUGAUACGGAGGAGAAGAUGACCCUGGUUUAUGAAACGCCACCUCCAUCAAUGCCAACCGUGGCGCAAACUCCGCCUCCGUCAAUGCCAACCGUGGCGCAAACUCCGCCUCCGUCAAUGCCAACCGUGGCGCAAACUCUGCCUCCGUCAAUGCCAACCGUGGCGCAAACUCCUCCUUCGUCAAUGCCGAUCUUGGGACAGCCUCCUCGUCCUCCGAUGCCGACCGUGGCGAAGGUUCAUCCACUUUCAAUUCCAAGCCUAGCGCCGACUAUUCGCCCUUCAAUGCGAUUCGUGGCGCCGACCCAUGCUCCUUCAAUGCCGAAGAUCUCUCAAACUCCACUGAUCCCCAUUGUGGCGCAAACACCACUGAUCCCAAUCGUGGCGCAGACUCCUCGUUCUCCAAUGCUGACCGUGGCGCAGACUCCAUUGAUCCCCAUCAUCUCUCAAACUCCUCUCAUCCCCAUCGUCUCUCAAACUCCUCUCAUCCCCAUCGUCUCACAAACUCCUCUCAUCCCCAUCGUCUCUCAAACUACUUUAAUCCCUAUCGUGGCGCAGACUCCACCACAAAACAAAGAAUCUCAAGCUAAAGCUCCUCCUCCUCCAAGUAGCAUUGAAACCUCGGACGAAUCAAUGAUGGAAGUCGACGAUUCUACUCCUUCCAGCCAAGUCCCUGCUGCUCCAAGCGUCCAGAUGAAGUCGCUCGACAACUCCGACGAAGAUGAAGACGUCCUUGAUUUGUUCGCCGACCUCGAUGACGAUUUUGAUUAGGGCCCAUAAAACUAAUAAGCCUCAAAUAUUCUCGGUAUCUUUUUUUUACUCCUAUUCAUUUAGAUAACUCAUCUACAUAAUUAGCAUAAUAUACUAAACAAAGGUAUCCAUAAUAAAUAAGUAGUAAUAAAUAUUAUAUAUGACUUGACAGGAAUCUUUUAGGGAGACCCAACAUUUUUAGAAAUAUAAAAUAAAAACUUGACAUUAAGCAAAA
Molecule: messenger RNA, 2683 nt
Organism: Folsomia candida
Lineage: Eukaryota; Metazoa; Arthropoda; Collembola; Entomobryomorpha; Isotomidae
Product: proline-rich extensin-like protein EPR1
Exons: 3
Coding region: 208-2469 (753 amino acids)
Source: RefSeq, a predicted model, not a curated record